AUGUUAAUACAGACCAACGAGAGGCUUCUAUUUCUAUUUAACAAUGUUUUUAUUACUGAAUAUAUUGAUCAAAUAAACCAAGCCGUUUAUUCUACCGAUAAUCCUCUUUCUAAUUAUCAGAAAAUCGAUCGACAAAAGUUUUGUACUAUCGUAGAAUUAAUGGGAAAGAUACCAGCACCGACUAAAGAAACUUUAGAUCAAUUAUCUGAUGCUUCAUUAGCAGUUUGGGAUAUACUUUUAUAUGAAAUGGAAUUUUCUCAGAUUUUUAAUCGAGAAAUGAGUCAAUCUGGUAUUAACUUGAGUGAAGAUGGGGUUGAAAAAACGUUAUUAUUUUUAAAUCGUAUUCGAGUUCAAUUAGAAGGAGAUGAAAAAUCUUAUAUUCAUAAAGAAAUUCAGAACAUAUUUAAUCUUCCAUCUUAUCAAAAUAAUCCUGAAGAAUAUAUUCGAUCUCAUUUAUAUGAUAUUAUUCCAUUAAUACUUUAUACCUGGUCCAUUGUGAAUAAAUCACAAUUUCCAAAAGAUACUCAAAUCAUUGCUUUAUUACUUUUUAUUCAUAGUCAUGACAAAGGUUUAAUUGAACAAGUUCGAACAGGUGAAGGAAAAACUCUGAUUGUAGGAAUAACAGCUGCUUUUCUUGCUCUAUGUGGAAAUGCGGUUGAUAUCGUUUCGAGUAAUCGGGAUUUAGCAAUCGACGGAGAGAAAAAAUGUCAUUCAUUUUUUCAAUUAUUAAAAAUUGAAAGUGGUCAUAUAUGUAGUGAGGAUGAUGAUGUUAAUCAUCAAUCCUAUCGACCAGAUUCAAAUACAUGUCAAGGUAAUAUUGUUUACGGGAAAGUAGGAGCAUUUAAAAGAGAUAUUUUAGAAGAAGAAUUUAAUAAUAAAAAAAUCUUUGGCACACGUUAUUUAAAUCGAAAGAAAUAUUUAAUCGUUGAUGAGGCUGAUAAUAUGUGCUUAGAUAAAACUAGACAUGUUCUAAAAGAUAUCAAUAAUUCGGAUGAAAUAUCCAAAGAUGUUGAAGAUAUUACUCAAUUUAUCAAAGAAAAUAUUAACAAUAAGAAUAUAUUUAUUCCCGAUUAUAUGAAAGAAUUUGUAGAUUAUAAAAUCGAACGUUGGGUGUACAGUGCUUUUCAAGCACGAAUUAUGCGAGAAAAUGAUCAUUUUGUUUUAGAUAUCUCUAAAACAGAUGAACAAAAGAAUAAAAAACAGAAAACUAUUACUGUCCUUGAUAAAGAUACAGGUGUUGAACAAUAUUCAACACGAUGGAAUCAUGGCCUAGCACAAUUUUUAGAAUUAAAAUAUCGAAGAAAAUUAUCUGCUGAAAGUUUAAAAGCUGUUUUCAUAUCAAAUAAAACUUUUUUUCAAAGAUAUCAGCAUCGUCUUUAUGGAUUAACCGGAACGAUAGGUUCUGAAAAUUCUCAAAGUUUUCUAUCUGAUUUAUAUCGAGUUCGAUUUGCACAUUUACCUACUUCGCAAGAGAAAUGUUUUUAUCAAAUAUCCAAUCAAAUCUCCAUUGAAUAUGGAGAUUGGCUUGAUAUAAUUGCUAGAGAAAGUAUUAAACAAGCCAAAACACGACCUGUCUUAAUUAUCUGUGAAAAUGUCAAAGCAACAGAAAAUAUUUGGAAUGAACUUAUUCGACAUAGUGUUCCUCUACAUACUAUAGAAAAAUAUCGAAGAGAUGGAGAUAAUGUUGAAGAUAGAUUUGCGAAAAAACCUGCGACGUUAGGUGAUACUAUUAUUGCGACAAACAAAGGUGGACGAGGGACGGAUAUUCAUGUUGAUGAACAAGUCCAUAAAGAUGGAGGAAUGCAUGUUAUUUUAACUUAUUUACCAGAAAAUAUUCGAGUCGAAGAACAAGCAUUCGGUCGAACUUGCGAUCAAGUUUGGAAUUGUGAUAAUGGCUAUGAUGAAAUGAAUUGUACUUAUUUAUGGGAAGCAUUGGAUGUGAAGAAAUGUAACCAGCGCAAUCAACAUUAUUGUGCAAAACCUGAAUAUAAAAAUUUAACAUGUUUAUUAUAUGAACAAUCCGGCAAUGAUGGAA
Molecule: messenger RNA, 2035 nt
Organism: Didymodactylos carnosus
Lineage: Eukaryota; Metazoa; Rotifera; Eurotatoria; Philodinida; Philodinidae
Source: the annotation of a GenBank genome assembly